Gossypium raimondii (Peruvian cotton) is the source of this 2569-nucleotide messenger RNA. RefSeq lists its product as hypothetical. NCBI's taxonomy places the organism in Eukaryota, Viridiplantae, Streptophyta, Magnoliopsida, Malvales, Malvaceae. The coding region runs from base 185 to 1765 and encodes 526 amino acids. The transcript is spliced from 5 exons. The record is from RefSeq and is a predicted model, not a curated record.
ACUCUAUCACUGUCUCCUUUCUCCGACCCGAUACCCUCCGUUUCCGCUCUGCAAUUAACUCGGCAGCUCACUCUCAUCUCAAUUAUGCACUCACAGUGACUCUACAAUCGUUUUUUUUUAAAAUAUAUAUUUCCAAAUUUCGAUUCGAAAAAUCUUUAAAAAAUUUUAAAAACGUUAAUUGAAAAUGUCUUUAUUAUCUGGAUUACACUUUUAUCGGAGAAUUCCUUGUUUUUCUAUUCAAUUAAAUCGUUAUAGCUAUUCUUUAUGCUCCUCUCUGUUGUUGAAUCCGAAUUCCAGAACUCAGUGGUUCAGCACCGGAGCUGGCUCGGCGACUCAGACCGAGUUCCCUGGAGAGAACGCGUACGAUAUCUUAGGUGUUGCCGAGACCAGUUCGUUCGCUGAAAUCAAAGCUUCGUUUCGCAAGUUGGCGAAAGAAACUCAUCCGGACCUUGCUGAUUCCAAGAACGAUUCAUCUGCGUCUUCGAACAGUUUCAUUCGGAUCCUCGCUGCUUACGAGAUUCUUUCGGAUUCGGAGAAGAGGGCACAUUAUGACAACUAUUUGCUAUCUCAGAGAAUGGUUAUGCAGAAACAUUCUAGACAAGGUUCGACGUUGUACACAUACACAUCCCAUAUGACAAUUAAUAAGCAGAUGGAAGUUGUUGAAUGGUUAAAGUGGUAUAGAUUAACUAUUAAUGAUAUAGUGUCUCAAAGGAAAGCCGUUGUUGGAACUGGCUAUUUUGAUGUUCUUGAAGCAGAUUUUUAUUCUGCGAUACAAACAGCAUAUUACGGUCCUGUAAUUGAAUCCAUGAAUCUUCUUCCUGAUCGAUUUGAAGCUGAAGAAAGGUCUGUGUAUGAAACUACAGAGGUGCUGCACUUGGUUUCAGGGCGGGAUCUUUUUGGGAUGGUUUGCUUGGUUGAUAGGGUUCCUGAGUUAUCUUUUAACUAUAAGGAGAAACUGACUUCUUCUAUGUCUUCAACUUCAAUGAUGUCUCAGUCUACCCAAAAUUCUAGAAUUUGCAUGAAUGACAAACGAGACAUUCGUGGUGGAAACUCUCAGAUUCGAGUAACUGAUAUUAAAAACCAUGUGGCAGAUGCAUAUCGAGACUUGGAGUUGCAUGUAUCUGGGAGGGUAGUAGCUGUGGCCACCAGAAUCCCUCCUAAAAGCUGUUCUGGUGAAACACAAAAUGAGGAUGUUGAAGACUGCAUACAAGUUUUUCUUACUUCAGAUGAUGAUUCCAUGCCUUCAAGCCAAGGAUUGAAUCGUAAAGUUGGAUCCCAAGUUCUGCUGGGAACAAUAACUGGACUUGGAACCAGCCCAGAAGAGGGAUCAUGUUUUGUUUACAACAGCAAUGGUUCAAAAACCCAUGUGAUAAUGAAACAUAGGACCUUGCUGGUGAAGCAUAUGCACUGGUAUCGGGCAGGAGAGGAAGUUUCUGUUUGUGAGUGUAGAUGUAGCAGGGCUCGAUUACCACCAAGCAAAUUUUGGUUGUUUGAACCACGUUGUGGAAUGCAUGACAUUGGUGGUUGGUACAUCGAAACUUUUGGCAGAGAUAAGAAAGGCAGGACAGUCCCGUCACAAAGAUAUUGGGAUGGGUUUGAUACAACCAAACAAUUUGAGGAGAGACUGCAUCCAGCUAUGUAUUUGCUCGCCCUUGCAUAUAGGACACUCGAUAUUGAAGAUACAAAGAUAAGGAAGCAAACCAUCUGGAAAUUUGUUGAAGGAAAGCUAUUUAGUAUCCUCAGUUUGUACAAGAAGUUUGUUUAGGAUGAUUACCUCUUUGGGCUAGUGAAGGCUAGAUGUGCUUUAUCUUUCACGAAGGUACUGAUGUUUCGUUUGUUUUUUGGCUUGAGGAUUGGUUGCAAGUAUGCUUUAUACUUGAUUGAGGAGCAUCAAGCAAAAGUCACACUAGCAAAUUUCUUGGUACAAAAUGGUCGAGGGGUUCGACUUGAUGAAUCCUAUGAGCUGAUUCCUUUUGAGGUCAAAAACAAAUAGCUGCUUGUUUUGCAUUCGACAUUCAAUUGAUCCGAGCAUAGUGAAACGCUAUGUGGGUAAUGGGAUCUUCAGAAUAUAUAUAUCAUCCUGUUUUGCUAUUAUUUCAUGAAAGCUCUCAUUUGGACAUAUGAAGAAAAUGAUUCUUUAAGUAGAUAAGACGAUUCAAAUGAUCUUUUCAAAUAAACUGUUCAUACCUGCUCGGACUAUCGUCAAGCCUUUCAGACCAUUUGGACUUCUCAGCCUUCACCAUAACAUUCCUCGAAUCCUCCAUCUGUUGCCGAGAUCACGAAGAGAAGAAACUGCUCAUGCUCAUUGUGCUUUUUACCUGUUAGUUGGAUCAGAUGGAAGCAAAAGAGAACUGGUGGCAUCAUGUCCAAGGUAUAUACUCUCUCCUAUGCAGCUCUAUCUUUGGUUUAUGUUUCACUAUGUAUAAUUUGUCAAAAUAAGCUACUAGUUUAGAUACAAGUGUGGCUCAUUCUGCUUAGCCAUUAAAUUUCUCUACUCUUUAUCUAGAGUGUAUAUAUAUAUAUAUGAACAGAUAUGCUAACUAAUCUAUUUGGAUUCUGCUUCUUUCUA